This is a messenger RNA of Plasmodium yoelii, 825 nucleotides long. RefSeq names its product adenylate kinase-like protein 2, putative. The record is from RefSeq and is a predicted model, not a curated record. NCBI's taxonomy places the organism in Eukaryota, Apicomplexa, Aconoidasida, Haemosporida, Plasmodiidae. Bases 1 to 825 code for a protein of 274 amino acids. The transcript is spliced from 4 exons.
AUGGAAACACUAUUAGAUAGUGAAACUCUGAAAAAAUACGAAGAAGAAACGAAUGAAUAUAUUAACAAAAAAAAUGUUGAAAAACUGUUUGACAUUAUUGCAAAAAAUGUUUUAAUUAAUAAACCGGAUAAUGUAUACUUAUAUAUAUACAACAAUAUAUAUUCAUUUCUCCUAAAUAAAAUAUUUAUAAUUGGCCCACCAUCAUUAAAAAUUACAUCAACAAUAUCUUCCUCUAUUGCUAAUUCGUUCGAUUAUUACCACCUGGAUGUGUCACAUUUAGUUAGCUCAUACAUUUCUAGUAAAGAAAACGAUACCCAAGAUAAACAAUCGAAUCAAAUAUUAAUAAAUGAUGAUAUAAUAUGCUCUGCUGUUAAAACACAUAUAAACAAUUUAGACGCAAAAAAAAAAAGAGGUUAUGUUAUUCAAGAUUUUCCAAAAACAAAUUUACAAGCAAAUAGCUGUCUUCAAUAUUUGCCUUCUCAUGUUUUUGUACUAAUUGCUGAUGAGGAAUAUAUAUAUAAAAAAUACGAAGAAGAAAAUAACGUAAAAAUAAUAUUAGAUACCAAUAAUCAAAUUUAUGAUGAACAAUCAAAUUUAUUUGAAAUAAAAGAAAUAAGUACACAUCCUUUGGAAGAAAAAGUAAAAGAAUAUUUAAGAUGUAUUCCAGGAGUAUUAGAAGUUAUUGGAAAUAAUAAAAAUGUAAUAAAUUUAAGAGAUUUUGACGAAAUAAAUGUCGUUGAUCAAGUUAUGAAUAUGGUGGCUAAAAAUAAAGAUGAAUGGAACUCACUAUUUUCGGAUGAUAUUUCGGAUAAAGAUCAAAAAUGA